GUAUCGACUUGUCUUACUCUGGGGGUUACAGUGAAUAAGCUAAAUUCCCAAUAAGUCGGUGUGUUCCUAUUAUUUGCAUUAUCAUCCUGUUUUGCAAGUGCCGGAAUUGUCCAUACGUCAUGUAAGCAUUUGUCACCACAGCUGACUACUCCUACUGACAGGAACCUCCCACAAAGCUGCGUGUAUAAAAAGAGCAAUCAAAGGUGAUUACUUUCAUCAAAGGAACAUUUUGGUCUCAUGAACAGAUUCUGCUGCUUUCCAGAGUCAAAAUGGUGAAUUAUGAAGUGACUGUAUCCACUGGCAAUCUUGCCGGUGCCACCACUUUUAACAACGUCUUCAUUAAGCUGGUAGGAACAGACGGGGAGAGCAAACGCAAGUGGCUCAUGGGGUUCAAAGGAGCUUCAUCCUUCACCAUUGGAGCAGUGUCUAGUUUUACUGUGUACUGCCCUGUCUCCAUUGGAAAGCUGGUCCUGAUAGAGCUGGACAAACAGUGUCUCCCAUUGUUCCCUGAAGACUCUUGGUUCCCCACCAAGGUGGAAGUGAACUCUCCUGAAGGAGAUACCUACAACUUUCCCAUCUACCGCUGGAUCACUGACAGCAAGGUGCACCGCUUCCGAGAAGGAACAGCUCUGACAGUCUUCGAAGACAACCAUCAUCUUGGCAGGUACAGUCGGCAGAAGGAACUGGAUCAACGAGAGAAGGACUAUCUCUGGCAUGUGUAUGUAGAGGGAAUACCCCACUGCAUGAAGGCAGAGAACCCUCUUUCUUUGCCUUAUGAAGUCCGCUUCUCCUUUACUAAGACCACAGAGUUUCUCUACACUGCAUCCACCGGGCUGACUGAACUGCAACUUAAGGGUCUGGCUAAUUGCAUGGAGAAGUGGACAGAUAUUGAUGCUAUCAAUCGGGUGUUCUGCUGCAAACGGACUGAUAUAUCAGACUAUGUCCAGGAACAUUGGAAGGAGGACGCUUUUUUUGGCUACCAGUAUCUAAAUGGUGUCAACCCCAUCUUGAUCCGACGUUGUUCAGCUCUGCCUGAUAACUUUCCUGUCACUGAUGACAUGGUCUUCCUCCGUGGACAGGGUAACUUGACAAAUGAAAUGAAGAAAGGCAACAUAUUCCUGUGUGACUACAAGCGUUUGGAUGGAGUGAAAGCCAACACAAUCAAUGGGAAGAAGCAGUACUUGAUGGCUCCUCUCGUCCUGCUCCACAAAACACCUGAUGAUAAACUGAUGCCAAUUGCUAUCCAGCUGAAGCAGACUCCAGCAGAUGACAACCCCAUCUUCUUUCCUACUGAUUCUGAGUAUGACUGGUUGAUGGCCAAGAUUUUUGUGAGAAGUGCAGAUUUCAAUGAGCAUCAACUCAAUGUUCACCUGCUGCGCACUCAUCUGCUGGCUGAAGUGUUUUCAGUGUCACUGCUGCGUAAUGUGCCAAUGGUGCAUCCACUGUACAAGCUCCUCAUACCUCACACUCGCUACACUCUGCAGAUCAACCACUUAGCUCGACUUGUUUUAAUAUCUGAGACUGGAGUUUUUACAAAGUUUUCAGCUUCUGGUGGAGAGGGUAUGAUGACAAUCCUGAAGAGAUCACUGUCCUCAAUGACCUACAGCUCCCUUUGCAUACCAGACGACAUUGCUGAGCGUGGUGUGGAGGCUCUGCCGAACUUCUACUACAGGGAUGAUGGACUCAAGCUUUGGGAUCUCAUCCAAAGGUUUGUGCAGGGAGUGCUCAGCUUCUACUACAAGAACGACGCUGAGGUCCAGAAAGACUCCGAACUGCAGAAGUGGAUUUCAGACAUUUUUGAACGUGGAUUUCUUUCCCAAGCAUGCACAGGAAUUCCACAGAGCUUUACCACCGUGGCUGAGUUGGUCAAGUUUGUCACCAUGGUGAUCUUCACUUGCUCAGGACAGCACUCAGCUGUGAAUUCUGGACAGUAUGACUAUGGUGGCUGGAUGCCCAACACUCCCAUCUCUCUGCAACUUCCUCCACCAACCAAAAAGGGGGAAACAAGCGAGGCCACGAUGCUGCAGACAUUCCCUGACGUCAACACAACAGUUCAGGGAAUGUCCACCAUGUGGCUACUCAGCAAGCAGUCGUCUGACUUCGUCCCUCUUGGCCAAUACCCAGAGGACCAUUUCAGUGAGAAGAUUCCCAGCAAGCUGAUAAAGGAUUUUCAAGGAGAGCUUGAAGUGUUAAGUGUGGACAUCAAUGUCAGAAACAAGAGGCUGGAGGUCCCCUACACAUACAUGGAUCCAACAAAGCUAGAAAACAGCGUGGCCAUUUAAAUAUCAGAAGGUGUGACCUCCUCAGCUGUUGGCCAAAUUCAGCUUCAUAUUAACAAAAGUGAGAAAGGGAAGAACUGCAUGUUUCUGUUUUUAACUGAUACUAUAGUGGAAAGAAAUGACUGCAUGUGAUUGUUGUAUGCUGAUCUGUGUUUAUGUAUACAGUCUGAUUGAUUAAACUGUGGUGAAAAAAUGCUGUUUUAAAUCAUACACAUCCUAAAUCUUCUUAGUUCAUCAAUGACUACACAGGGCAUCUUAUUAAAAUAAAUUACAAAUGAAAAAUAAAAAAUGUGACGCUGCUGCAUUGAGAAGCUUCUUAUAAACAUGUAUCUUUCAGAAACAAAAUGUGUCAAUUUGCACUUGUCUGCCCUCAUUGGACUAUUGUUUUAUUAUUUUCUGUCUCAACACAAGAAUGAAUGAAUCAGUUAUUUUUUCUACAGCAGUGUGUGUUGUGUAGUAGCCUUUUACUGAUAACCGAGCUACAGAACAAGCUUCUGUAUGUGAGAUUGUUCUGUGCCAGUUAGUCUACAGAGAAAAAUAUAAAUUAUUCUGAGAAAACAAUGAAAUUGUUUUUUAUAUAUAACUAGUAUUAGCUUUGUUUACUGUAGUUGUUUCUUUUUCAUUUUUUUAAAUUUUACUGAUGACGGAACUUUGAAUCAAGCUUUUUUCAGUGAACCCUUUGUGCUAGAGAAAUUAAAACAAAAGUGGUGAAUAUAAAAUGAUGUGGCUUAUUUGUGAUGUAAUAAUCACAGCAAAGCCCUAAUUGCACAUUGCUAUACAAAUUUGAUUUAUUGUUCACAAUGAUUAUAAAUGCAACUUCUUAAUA
Perca flavescens (yellow perch) is the source of this 3105-nucleotide messenger RNA. RefSeq names its product arachidonate 12-lipoxygenase, 12R-type-like. Gene Ontology annotation, molecular function: iron ion binding; protein binding; oxidoreductase activity, acting on single donors with incorporation of molecular oxygen, incorporation of two atoms of oxygen. Bases 270 to 2282 code for a protein of 670 amino acids. Lineage: Eukaryota; Metazoa; Chordata; Actinopteri; Perciformes; Percidae. The record is from RefSeq and is a predicted model, not a curated record. The transcript has 15 exons. Gene Ontology annotation, biological process: lipid oxidation.